This is a messenger RNA of Patella vulgata (common limpet), 1806 nucleotides long. Its product is annotated as delta(3,5)-Delta(2,4)-dienoyl-CoA isomerase, mitochondrial. The coding region runs from base 86 to 994 and encodes 302 amino acids. Gene Ontology annotation, cellular component: mitochondrion. The transcript is spliced from 8 exons. Gene Ontology annotation, molecular function: delta(3,5)-delta(2,4)-dienoyl-CoA isomerase activity. NCBI's taxonomy places the organism in Eukaryota, Metazoa, Mollusca, Gastropoda, Patellidae. The record is from RefSeq and is a predicted model, not a curated record.
CGGGGGGAUAACUCUAAGUUUUGAAGUGAAAGUAGUGUUUCAACCAAGUCAUUCACAUUGGUUGGUAACUUGUAUAUAAUCUAUUAUGAACACAUCUUUGCGUGCAGUUUUCAAGGGAUUGUCAUCUCCUAUUAUGUCCAAUAUUACCAAAAGAUCGUGUAGCUCAUCCACCUAUAAUUUUGAAACAUUAAAAGUAACGAAACCGAGAGAAAAUGUCAUCCAAGUUGAGUUGAACAGACCAGAGAAGAGGAAUGCCAUGAACAAGGCUUUCUGGCGGGAAAUGGUCGGCUGUUUUAACCAGAUAUCAGAAGAUAGUGAUUGUAGGGCUGUCGUGCUAACAGGAGCAGGAAAAAUCUUUACAGCAGGAUUGGAUUUGAUGGAUUUUGAUGGAAUUCAGAUCAUGCAGUCAGAUACAGAUGUCAGUCGGAAAGCUUUUAUUUUUAGAAAACUGAUUCGUGCUUACCAAGAAACAUUUACAGUCAUUGAAAAGUGUAGUAAACCAGUGAUUGUUGCUAUACAUAACGCAUGUGUUGGCGGUGGUAUUGAUAUGAUAACGGCGUGUGAUAUCAGAUAUUGUACAUCUGAUGCUUGGUUUCAGAUCAAGGAAGUUGAUAUUGGCCUGGCUGCUGAUGUCGGAACAUUACAAAGAUUACCAAAGAUCACUGGAAACGAUAGUCUAGCUCGAGAACUAACUUAUACAGCAAGAAAAUUCUACUCUAAUGAGGCAAAAGAGAUUGGAUUAGUCAGUCGUAUAUUUGACACGAAAGAGUCGAUGGUGGAAGGGGCAUUGGAUACAGCCAGUUUAAUAGCAACUAAAAGUCCGAUAGCUGUACAGGGAAGUAAAAUUAGUUUGGUUUAUUCUCGCGAUCACAGUGUACCGGAAGGUCUCGAUCAUGUGGCGACAUGGAACCAGAGCAUGCUACAGAGUGAAGAUAUAGUGAAGGCAGUGACGGCAGGAAUGGAAAAGAAAGAAGCUGUCUUCUCUAAAUUAUAAAAACAUUUUUGUUGAUAAAUUAUUUUUGAGAAUCAUCCAUUUGGAAAGAACCGACUAAUAAUUUCUAAUAAUAACAAUCUCUGGAACAGUUAAAAUUAUUGAGGCUAGCCAGUUACAGUUGUUCAGUCUAAAAUUGUGUGGGAUUUGCAGCACCAAGAAGCUUUGUAAAUUUAUUCUUACCUCUUUUGCAGUUGGGGGGUUGGAUUGGAUGGCUGAAUGGUUAGCACAUGCGCGCUGUAUUAUAAGGUCCGUCAUUGCGUCAGCUGUACCUGACAAGUAGUAGGGUCGCCUGUCCAACCUUGUGGGUUUUCUCUGGUUUCCUGCCACUGCUAAAGACACCUAUACGCUAGCGAAUUAUUGAAAUAAAAUUGAACCAUGUGUUAGUCCCGAAAUGACCUAUUUUGUGUCCAGUGGACAUUAAACCCCAUUUCUCUCUCCCCUCUUGCAGUUAAAAACGAUUUAAAGCAUGCUUACCACCCCUUGAAUAACCCUCAUCAGUUAAAACUAAAACAAUCAGCUCAGGACAAUGUGGACCAAAAGCCUGCAUUCGUAAAAUUCAAAUAUGUGGUGGCUAUUUUUUUUGUUAGGUCUGUUUUUGUAAUGAAAGAAAUAAUCAUAUUCAUAUUUUAUUUUUCUAAAAACGGAAAAUAAUGGUCGUAAAUAUUUUGUUGUAGUUAGAAGAAUUAAAUUGUGUCAGUUUUAUUUUUCUGCGAGCCAUAACCCAUAAACUACUCGACAAGUUGGGGGUGGGGUGUAAAAUCCAAGAUAUUCUCAUCGGGAAUACAACAAUCUGAUUAAAAUACAGAUCUAUA